Messenger RNA from Pseudomassariella vexata, 685 nucleotides. RefSeq lists its product as uncharacterized. The record is from RefSeq and is a predicted model, not a curated record. The transcript has a single exon. NCBI's taxonomy places the organism in Eukaryota, Fungi, Ascomycota, Sordariomycetes, Amphisphaeriales, Pseudomassariaceae. Bases 124 to 507 code for a protein of 127 amino acids.
AUUCGCAUCAAGCACUGCUUGCUUACUGUCAGCCAACCUCAUCCAUUUGCUCAACUUUACUCGAGCCCUUCCAGCACAGAACCAUACACCACUCACAUAAAACAAUAACAAAUUGACUUUUCCAUGAUGCGCAUCUCAGACUUCCUCCAAAUCACCUUCUGCCUCCUCCCCACGGCCCUCGCCCAAUGGCCUUCCUGUGACCCAUCCUGCGUCACAUGCGGUCUUACCUGCGAUAAAGGAUGCGCAGCUCCUUUGGACAUGAGCAUUUGUAACAAUUGUCUCUACUGCCGACGCGAGAGUUCAUCCUGCAGCUUCUUUGAACUCGGCUACGAAGACCCCAACGACCCGAACCUGUGCGAGCUGUGCGCCAACUCCUGUUACUGCAAACUUGGCGCUAUUUGCUACGAUGGGCUGCCGGCGGGGACUGCGACCGCGUCGGCUGCACCCACGGCGGAGUUGGGAGCCCGGAUGCCACAGAAGGGGCGUCGGGAUUUGUUUGGGCAUUAAGAGGAGGGGAAGUGAGGAGUGAGAGAGGGAUAAUUGACAUCAUGGAUUAGUUUAGGAGAAAACAAUUUCUUUGUGGUGUGCACCGUGGCAGUGGUUCAUGUCAUGUCGUUGAGAUAUAAAUACACGAUUCAAACGUCGAAACCUCUUGUGUUAGAUGUCCGGGAAACAUGGGGAGCUA